This is a messenger RNA of Oryza sativa Japonica Group (Japanese rice), 1001 nucleotides long. NCBI's taxonomy places the organism in Eukaryota, Viridiplantae, Streptophyta, Magnoliopsida, Poales, Poaceae. The record is from RefSeq and is a predicted model, not a curated record.
GAUUCUUUCUUGCACCCGAAGACGAAGCGAACUCAACUCCUUUAUACACCUCUUCUCUCUCCUCCCCUCUCGCUCCCGUUUCUUCUCACAUCGGCGAGUUCGCAACCUCCUCCCUCCAGGCUCCACUUCCCAGACGAAUCGGCGGCAGCGGCGGCGGCGGCGGUGAUGGAGUGCGUUAUCGGGGUCGUCGGCCGCGACUUCGCGGUGGUGGCCGCCGACACAUCGGCGGUGCAGAGCAUCCUGGUCCACAAGACCGACGAGGACAAGGUGAUGGUGCUCGACAGCCACAAGCUGAUGGGCGCGUCCGGAGAGCCCGGCGACCGGGUGCAGUUCACCGAGUUCAUCCAGAAGAAUCUCCACCUGUAUCAGUUCCGCAACAACAUCCCGCUCAGCACCGCCGCCACCGCCAAUUUCACCCGCGGCGAGCUCGCCACCGCCCUGCGGAAGAAUCCGUACUAUGUCAACGUGUUGCUUGCUGGAUAUGAUUCGGAUGUUGGUGCCUCUUUGUAUUACAUUGACUACAUCGCAACAUUCCAUAAGAUCGAAAAGGGUGCCUUUGGGUAUGGCUCCUACUUCUGUCUCUCGCUGAUGGACAAGUUAUAUCGUCCAGACAUGUCAGUCGAGGAAGCUGUUGAUCUUGUUGACAAGUGCAUUAAAGAAAUUCGGCUCAGGUUGGUCGUUGCUCCUCAAAACUUCAUAAUCAAGAUUGUUGAUAAAGAGGGUGCUAGGGAGUAUGCCAGGCGUGCAUACACCGACAGUCCACCGGAAGCUGCAACAUCAGAAGCUGCAACUGUAGCAGCCUGAGUUGUAUCUGCCAUAUGGGUGUGAACCUUAGGUUUCCGAGUACAAUUGCUAUGUAAUCACAAGUACUGGGAUCUGAGAACUUUGUUGCAAAUUUACUUCCUCUUUUAUUUGUGUUAUUUAUCUGUUUAACUGUUUCAUGUUCGUGAAUGCUGUGCAACUGGAUUUUAUAGACAUCUUUCUAGUUCCUCCUGUUCCCA